Lymnaea stagnalis (great pond snail) is the source of this 3500-nucleotide messenger RNA. The record is from the annotation of a GenBank genome assembly. Lineage: Eukaryota; Metazoa; Mollusca; Gastropoda; Lymnaeidae.
CAACAACAAAUUGGAGCGUUUUAAAUUUGAAAAAUCGAAAUUUAAGAAACAAGUCAAAAAAAGAAUUCAGGAACUCGAUAGAAAAAACCAGGCCAUUUCUUCAGCUGUUGAUGACCUAAAUGAAACCCUAACAGAUGUUAAUGACAAGUUGAACAAAGUAGAAGAGGAAAAGAAAUCUGCUAACGCGUCACUGAAUAAGCUCAAAAAACAGAUCACUUCUGUUAGAAUGUUUCGAAAUCACGCCCUUGAGACCAUGCAAGAUUUGACAAAGAGCCUCGAGAGCACAGAGCAGCGUUAUUGUAAAAUGUCUGUUAAGAUGAAUCAAUUUGAAAUCUCCAUUCAAUCCUACGGGGAGAAGUUAGAAAAAGCCUCAAGUAUCGGCAUAGACAAAUUUGACGAUUUGGUAUGUUCCAGGAAUUCUUAUCAUCAAUUUUUUUUUUUUUUUUUUUUUUUUUUUUUUUUUUUUUUUAAAUUCUGUACUUCGUAAUCUCUGUUGUAACAGGUUAGAAAUAAGUCCUGUUUAACUAGAUGUAUAUAUAUAUAUUAAACUCGUUAAGAAAGUAACAAUUUAAUUGCAUGAAAUAUUAACUGAAGAUAAAAAUUGUAAUUUUUAACUUUAAAACGUAUAAAUAUGUAAACAACAAAAAAAUUAUUCACCUUUUUAAUAUUUAUUUUUAAUGUUCAAAACGAUGGUGGUGUUCGUCUGCUGCACAGUUCGGCAUUUGUCACGCGUUUGCUAGAAGAUUAAAUCUACUGGAGACGUUAAAAAAGAUUCUAUGUCAGAAGAUUACCACAAGAAGAAGAAAUUGUUUGGAGGUAAGUUAAAUUAUACCUUUGGGUUGUCUAUAAAAUAUUUAGGGUGGUGCUGAAUAAUGUUACUACAGAAGAGAUCAGGAUUAAUUAUUUGAUAUUUCAGCUGCAAACUAUUUAUAGUUCGAUUUCUUCUAUUCCAGAAGUGUUACGACAAUUCUUUUUUGUUUGUGUUACAAUUCUAUGUAAAACAAAGUAACAGCUUAGUCUAUAAAGCAAUUACAUGCGUUUGAGAGUAUUGCCUUUACUUAAAGGGCUCUAUCUUGUAUAAAAAACUGCAUCAAAUGUAGUGAUUCUUAAUGUCUUAGCUGUAACCACUGUCCCGUGAAUAGCACGAAUCUAUAACAAUUUACAUUUGAGAAACUGUAUUACUAUAAUCAGAAAAAUUUAAUAUUUCAUUCAUCUGUUAAAGAACAAUGAGAUCUCGCGUGUUGAGCCUGUUACAGGAAUUGGUAAGUUGAUUUUACUUUAGAACAUACUAACAUAAAAAAUGGAAACCAAAAACAUCUUUAUAAUUAAUUUAAUGUUCUUGAUAACUUUAAUUUGCCUCUUACCACAAUAAAGAUUGGAAGUGCCUUUUGAAUUGGGCGGACAAAUGGGGCAUGACAUUUAAUGAAACCAAAUGCUACACUAUGACAAUCUCAAGAAAAAAAAAAUCUACUCAUAUUUACUCACUAAACGAGACAAUCCUCCAACAUGUAUCCAAUAGUCCUUGGAAUUCUCUUCUCAAAUAAUCUAAAAUGGUCAACCCAUAUAAACAAAAUUUCAAAAAAAGCCAACUCCAACCUAGGUUUCAUCCGAAGAAAUCUGCACCACUGCCCAACUUCCUGCAAACCGUAUGCCCAUCUCGCACUCGUCCGUCCACUACUGGAAUAUGGUGCGGUCAUCUGGGAUCCACACCUUAAGCAAGACGUGGACACGUUGGAGGGAAUUCAACGUAACGCGGUGCGUUUUAUCGCUCGAGACUACAAAUCCAACCCUCACCUUAAAGACAGUAAAGAGGAACUCCACCUGGCAUUCUAAUAUAAAGUGAUCAUGGGACUGGUGCCGCCCAUCCCAGCAGGCACGUACCUCACCCCACAGAAGCCGGCUAGACUGAUCAGAGCAAAACGCUCACUGAACACGGACUUAACCACUGACUUUCCCAUAAACAAUUACACCAGAAACAAUAGCAAAUGCUUCAAAGUGCCUCAGUGCAACACAGUGCAGUAUCAACAAUCUUUUUUCCCAAGCACAAUAAUAGCAUGGAACAACCUGAUCGAUGCCACUGUGAACUCGGCAUCAGUCGAAAGCUUCAAGGCUGCACUGGCAUCAGCUAGGAGCUGUUAGAAUAGCAACAUCAUAACCCCAACCAUUGCAAAGAUGCCAGUACAUGGAUGCGGCAACGAAACAUUACCAGAACCAGAAAGGCUUCUAUUUUAUUUUUUUUAAUUUUGUUGGUUUUGAAAUGUCGCAGUCUUGCAACAUCCGCCGCUCUUUCAAUCUUCUGGACUUGUCUGUUCGUACAUCGCACGGAGGACAACUUUAGAUGUCCUAGAUUUAUUUUACAGGUUAUGCCUGUUAACCCACACAAGCAUGAAGAAUACACCCAUUUCAGCACAAACAUAUUUUUUAGCACUGUGGUUCAGUAAUGAUACGGACUUCUCUGGACCGCCUCUUAAAUUAUGUUGUAGACGUUUUUGGAAUUGUGUAGAACGGAGCCUUCUAUACACCGGAACGUGAAGCAGCACGAUUCUUCACCACCUGUUCUAUCAAGUCGCCAUCAAAUCAGAAAGAGAUCAACAAUAGGCUUUAAAUGUGAAUUUUCAAGCUUAUUCCUUUUCCAACAACAAAUCCACACUUCUCUUCUUUAACAUCACCAUCAUUUACAAUAUAUAUAUAUAUAUAUAUAUAUAUAUAUAUAUAUAUAUAUAUAUAUAUAUAUAUAUAUAUAUAUAUAUACAUAUAAAUAUAUAUCAUUAUUCUAACACCUUCUACUUCGUUCACUGUCAAAUACAUCACUUAAUUUAUUAUUUCAUUAUCCACAUUCCGCAUCCUUCAUACACUUCUUAGAUACCUAUUUUAUCCACUUUAACCAACACAGUUUCCUCAACAGAAUAUCGAUUUAUUCGCCUUUCUAGGUUGGUGCAAAUAUUUUAUUUUAAUGUUUUCUUAAAACUUUUUGCUCUCCGAUCUGCUAUGCUUCAGACUUACAAGUCUUUACUUUGUCUAUAGGUAACUGCUACGAAUUUGGCGAUACCUCUAAAGAUUUGAGCCAUAAAGAUGUUUCAAGUUUUACAUUUCAAGCACGCAGCAAUGCCCCAACCUCAGCUAUAAAGUUCGUCAUACCAAAUGCAUCUUCACAAACGACCACAACCAUAACUGCGCCCACAGAUGACGUCAACUUUGACGAUACAACAUAAUCCCAACCAACGACCACAGCCAUUACUGCGCCCACAUUUGGCCUCAACUUUGGCAAUCCAACAGCAUCUCCACAAACGACCACAGCCAUAACUAUAUUACACAACUAUUAAUAAAUCUAUGCCUGUCGUGUAUUUGAUCUUAAUAUUGGGAAAUAUAAUUUAGAAAAAUUUCUCUUUGUUUUCGGUAACUAUAACGGCAAUCACUUUAACAUCUGGGAAGUUCACCGCCCCAAUUUAUGGCUUUUAUUUGUUCAGUAUAAGUGCGCAACUUAGCGACCCUAACAAAAU